AUGCAUAUCCACAAGCUGCGCAAGAAGGUAAAGAAGAAGAAGGAGGGAAAGUACUUCACCAGGAAGAGUAUAGUAAAGAAGCUAUACCUGAAGGAAAAGGAGUUCCGGAAGCUUUGUAUUUUUAAGGGAAUCUACCCCAAAGAUUUUAAGGAAAUCCCAUUGAAAUUCCGAAACAAGUUCUACAGGCAAAAGGUAUUCUACUCCAAAAAUGACUUCAAGAAAUUGGCCCAUGAAAAAAUUAUCCAAGAUUUUCGAAAAAUCACAGCAUAUUUGAAAAAGUAUAAAAAAUAUAAACUAGCAUUAGAGGAUAAGGAAAAAUGUAAAAACUUAAUAAAAAAUUUCCCCAAGUAUAAAUUAGACCAUAUAAUUAAGGAAAGGUUCCCUGUAUUUUCCUACGCAAUAGAAGAAUUAGACGAUGCUCUAAGUGCAGUAGUCGCUUAUUCGUUACUUCCUUCCAACGAGAAGGUCGGAAUUAUGAACCGAUUUGUUACCAACUGUGAAGUCCUAAAGAAUCACUUUCAUCACUACGUUUACAAAACGAACAGAAUAAAAAAAGGGUUUAUAACUGUAAAGGGAUACUACCUACAGGCAGAAAUUUUACAGAAAAAAGUUACCUGGCUUAUCCCCCAUACAUUUACGCCUUACUUAGACAACACCAUAGACUUUUCCAUCAUCACCAAUUUUAUCGAGUACUACAUCUGUCUGCUCAAAUUUGUCCUCUUCAAACUUUACAAAAUGCACAAUAUGACAUACCCCCCUGAGCAGAGCGAACUGCUGAAAAAUGAAAAACUCAAACACCUUUCAUACGAUGAGUAUUUAAUUUCGCUCUGCAAGGAGAGGUUCCCUAGUCAGCACACACUGGAUAGCGGUCUUGUAGCAGACGCCCACCCUGUGGAAACUGCACCAGAGGAGGGUGCCCCCCAAGUAGGAGAACAAAGCCAAAGUGAAAACCACCACGAAGAAGAAGAAAUAAAACACGACAUAGAUGAACAAAAUGAUACCCUCAAGGAUCUGUUCAAAAAUCAAGUAUAUUAUAUCCACACGGACAUGCCGCUCGAGAUACUCUCCCUCAUUAUCCUCUCCUGUGGAGGUGCGGUCGGAUGGAAUUCCCCCUAUUCGCCUUAUCAUCUGGGGGAUGACAAAAUCACGCACGAAAUAUUAGAACCCUAUGGAGAAGGAAAACAAAUAGAGCAGCAAAAAAUUGAAAGGAUGUAUGUACAACCACAAUACAUAUUCGAUUGCCUGAACAGGAAGAAAAUCCUUCCAUGUAGUGACUACUCCGUGGAUGUGAAAAAUUUACCUGUGCACCUCUCUCCAUUCAUUGAAGACGAUAACUUUAAAAAUUUCGUGAAAAAGGAGGAAUACACGAUUAACAAACUGUUGAAUGAAGAGGCAGAGAAAAAUGGCCAAAACAGUGACGCAGAGGAGACAAAAGAAUAUGAACACGGUCAGGAAAAUAAAGACGAGGAAUUCCUCAAAUCAGACGAUGAAGUAAGUAAGGAAAAACUGCAACUACUUAGAAAUGCAUGCUUAAAUAACCAGAUGGAGUUGGAAGAUGAAGACAAUUACGUUCCAAUCGGGGAAACCAUCACGAAUGGUGCGCACAAUGCCAAGGAGGUGCAUUCAGAACAAACGAGGGAAAAUAUACAGAGACAUAAAAUCGCCCUCAGUAAAAAGAAGCGAAAGUUGUACACAAGAAUUGAAAGAGCCGAAAAGAAACAAAAAAUGGCCAUCAACAAGUUUAUUAAUAAAGCAAAAGCGAAGAAACUAACUGGGGGGUCGAAAAAAAAAAACAAAAAUUGA
This is a messenger RNA of Plasmodium coatneyi, 1803 nucleotides long. RefSeq names its product Pescadillo-like protein. NCBI's taxonomy places the organism in Eukaryota, Apicomplexa, Aconoidasida, Haemosporida, Plasmodiidae. Gene Ontology annotation, cellular component: PeBoW complex; nucleolus. Gene Ontology annotation, molecular function: RNA binding. Gene Ontology annotation, biological process: ribosome biogenesis; maturation of LSU-rRNA from tricistronic rRNA transcript (SSU-rRNA, 5.8S rRNA, LSU-rRNA). Bases 1 to 1803 code for a protein of 600 amino acids. The record is from RefSeq and is a predicted model, not a curated record. The transcript has a single exon.